This is a messenger RNA of Polistes dominula (European paper wasp), 541 nucleotides long. It is a transcript of the gene RpL32, whose product is annotated as ribosomal protein L32. Gene Ontology annotation, molecular function: structural constituent of ribosome. Lineage: Eukaryota; Metazoa; Arthropoda; Insecta; Hymenoptera; Vespidae. Gene Ontology annotation, biological process: translation. The record is from RefSeq and is a predicted model, not a curated record. Gene Ontology annotation, cellular component: ribosome; cytosolic large ribosomal subunit.
CUCAUCUUUCUUAUAUUACAUUCAAGUAACAAAGAUCAAAUAUAACCUUUCCUUUUCACGAUUUGCGAGAGAACGUAAUUCAUAAAAGAAGUCAUCAUGUCUAUCCGACCAAAUUAUAGGCCGACUAUUGUCAAAAAAAGGACAAAGAAGUUCAUUAGGCAUCAAAGUGACCGAUAUGAUAAAUUGAAGCGUAACUGGCGUAAACCUAAGGGUAUUGAUAACAGAGUUCGCAGGCGUUUUAAGGGCCAAUAUUUAAUGCCUAAUAUUGGUUACGGAAGCAACAAGAAAACUCGUCAUAUGCUUCCAACAGGUUUCCGUAAAGUUCUUGUACAUAAUGUCAAGGAAUUAGAGGUACUCAUGAUGCAAAAUCGCAAAUUCUGUGCUGAAAUUGCCCAUGCUGUUAGCAGUAAAAAACGCAAGGCUAUUGUCGAACGUGCCCAGCAACUUUCAAUUCGCGUCACGAAUGCCAACGCACGUCUGCGUUCUGAAGAAAAUGAAUAAAUAUUUUUAAUUCUUAAUAAAAUAAGAUCUUUUCACUAUG